Cherax quadricarinatus is the source of this 3028-nucleotide messenger RNA. The record is from RefSeq and is a predicted model, not a curated record. NCBI's taxonomy places the organism in Eukaryota, Metazoa, Arthropoda, Malacostraca, Decapoda, Parastacidae.
AUGGUGGUUUUUAAUGCUCUUCCUCAGGGAUGGUCACUGCCACAACUCAGGGACUGGUCACCUGCCAUCUCAGGGAGAGUCACUGCCCCCUCAGGGACUGGUUCACUUAGUCAUCAGGGAGAUGGUCCACUGCCCCUCAGGGGACUGGCCACUGCACUCGGGAUGGUCCACUGCCCCUCAGGGAAUGGUCCACUCCUCAUGUGGGACUGGUCACUGCCCCUCAGGGACUGGUCACUUGCCCCAGGGUCUGAUCCACUGCCCCAGGGAGUUGAUCCACUGCCCCCCAGGGUUCUGGUCACUGCCCCCCAGGGUCUGGUCACUGCCCCCCAGGGCCUGGUCACUGCCCCCCAGGGCCUGGUCACUGCCCCCCAGGGCCUGGUCACUGCCUCACUCACCACCUGCACCACUGUGGGUUAUGCCCACAUCACACCCACCACUGUGGUCAGUAGUAAGGGCAGUGUACACCUUCCUAAUGGAGGAAGCUCCGUACCCAAGCCUGUCAACGGACAGUCGCUGUACUCUGGCCACGUGAGGUACGAACCCCCACCCAUCUAUGGCAGGAACAACCUCAGUAGUUCAGCACACUCCAGUCCUCGCUCCAGUGUCAGUGGUGGUAGUCACGACUCUCUCAACUCCGGACACAACUCUGGACUCAACUCUCGUUCCAUUCCACAAUCUGCGACUCAUCAUUCCAGUGAAUAUGUUGUGAAACCUAAUUUUUUGGGACUUCAUACUUAUGAAAAUAUUAACACUUAUCAUCAUUACGGACCUCAGGGUAGUUUAGCGGCUACGAUUAUUGAAAAUAAAUAUGCCAGUCCACGUUCCAGUAUAAGUUCCCAAGACUCGAAGCAUUCCAGCCCCAGGAGCAGCUUAGUACAUUCCUUACAAGGUUCUAGUCUAGAUAGAACGAGCUUAGCCAGUCAGACUAUUUUGGAAGAAGGUAGUUUACAUAGACCCACUAUAGUUAAUAGGCAUCUUCCCCCUCGAAUAGAACAAGAUCUAGAAGGCAAAGAAUUUGUUAUUCCCAGAAACAAUGCUUAUGUUCAGGAAAAUGCUAGACAUAAUUCGCAGUGGAGUGUGAGUAGUGACUCUGUUAGACAUCGGGGUAUUUAUUACGAUGCCCUUCCGCCUCCCCCUGUUCCACCACAUUCUUUAGGCCUAACUCGACCGUCGCACACCCCUGUUGCGACUCCAAGUCCUACUGCUCUUCCUCCUCCCCCGCCCUACCCUGGAAAACCCCCUAGUUUAAAUUCAGUGUCUUCGACAGAGGCAAGUGAAUCGUCCGUAUCUCUUGGAAAUUCUCGUGCCUCUUCUGUGGUGUUUCCUAUAGUGACAUCGACUCAUAAUUAUGCUAACAUUGAGGUGUUAAAGAGUGUUAGUGGGGCUGAUCCACCACCACCGCCACCUUACCCAUCGUCUCUUGUGCGACAGUUCCAGAACUUGGGCUUGUCUAGUACCCAGUCUACCCUGGGAACACACUCUCCAGUACCAUCAACUCCUUCCACUCCAUCAACUCCUUCAACUCCCCAGAGUUUAUUAAGGGGAGGAGGAGCACUGCCUCCACCACCACCACCACCUUAUCCAUCUUCUGUGGUAAGGGCAGCUCAACAGCCGUAUCUCCCACCUCCACCACCUCCAUACCCAUCAUCGGUAGUGAGAAGCAUCACCUCUGUACAGUCAUAUGUUCCCACCACCUUAGGUCUAAUUACGGGACAAAUAGCUCAAGUUCCACCACCAGCUCCACCUUACCCAUCAACAGCAGUGCGUAGUGUAGCUUCUGGAGUCAGCUAUAAUCACAACAGCAUUAUGAGCCAAAAUAGCAAUAUGAGUAACACACUAAAUACUCCUAGUGAUCGUUUGGCACAGUGGCAGCACAAACUAGGGAGUGGUGCGCACACUACCCAGCAACAGUCAUCAUCCAAUAUGUCGACCAUCUCUCCGGGCAUCACCACAGGCCAUGCGCACACACCUCUUACACCAUCUGCAGCUGCUAAGCAUGUCAGUGGCAAAAAUCUGCUACCGUAUAAUGUUACAGCAAAGUCGAUGGGAAUGAGCGAGGCGGAGAGGAAGCUGGAGGCCCUGACACAGCAGAUUGAGGAGGAGAUGGAGAAGCAAGAGCAGGAGGGCGAGUAUUAUGGUGUCUGCCACACAUGUGGAGACAAAGUGACUGGUGCUGGGCAGGCAUGCCAGGCUAUGGGCAACCUUUAUCACACUAACUGCUUCAUCUGUUGCUCCUGUGGACGUGCACUGCGAGGAAAAGCUUUCUACAACGUGCAUGGAAAAGUGUACUGUGAAGAAGAUUACCUCUACUCUGGCUUCCAACAGACUGCAGAGAAAUGUGCUAUCUGUGGCCACCUUAUUAUGGAGAUGAUAUUACAAGCUAUGGGGAAGUCUUACCACCCUGGAUGCUUCCGAUGCUGCAUAUGUAACGAGUGCUUGGACGGUGUACCAUUCACCGUUGAUGUUGACAACAAGAUCUACUGUGUCCAUGAUUACCAUAGCUAUGUUGUGUAUGUCUGGUUACCCAGAAACCUGGCGUGGUGCCAUCUUCAGAAACCUGGCAUGGUGCCAUCUUCAGAAACCUGGCAUGGUGCCAUCUUCAGAAACCUGGCAUGGUGCCAUCUUCAGAAACCUGGCGUGGUGCCAUCUUCAGAAACCUGGCGUGGUGCCGUCUUCAGGGUCGAGCCUCCAUACAGCAUGCUUUUAAAGAGUAGAUUUUUUCUUUAACUAAAUACUAUAUAUUUAUAUGGGGAGUACCCAAUAUAUAUAUAUUUUAAUAUGGUUUUUAAUAAGGUAGUAUUUAGUGUAUAAUUUGUCUUACCUUCAUUAGUAGAGAAUGAUGAAAAAAUAUAUUAAAAAAUUCAGUAUACGUAGUUUGAAUUUUUGUGUUAAAUAUGUACUGUGUUGUGCAGUAGAUCAUUGUAAGAAAUAUGCUAACCAUUUGUACUGCUGUUGUUUAUAUUCAAGCUCUGAUGGCAUGUCUAUAACCUUCGCUAUUUUUAUUGAAAUAAAACUUUGUUAUUAGAAA